AUGCUUUCCAUCCUUCGCAAGGCCCGUCUGAAGGACAAAGAGAUGCGGAUUCUGAUGCUGGGACUUGAUAAUGCCGGAAAGACUACCAUAGUCAAGAAGAUUAUGAAUGAAGAUAUCAACACCGUCAGUCCAACGCUGGGCUUCAUCAUCAAAACGAUUGAUUUUCGCGGCUACAAGCUCAACAUUUGGGACGUUGGAGGCCAAAAGACAAUAAGAUCAUAUUGGCGCAACUAUUUUGAGAAGACAGAUGCGUUGAUCUGGGUGGUGGAUGCGACAGACCGUCUGCGAAUCGACGACUGCAAGGCGGAGCUCAGAGGGUUGCUGGUAGAAGAACGUCUGGCUGGCGCGAGCCUGCUAGUCUUUCUGAACAAGAUCGAUGUAAACGGGAGCAUGGACGUGGAGGAAGUCACUCGGGCGCUGGAACUCGACAGGAUCCUGACACAUCACUGGGUAGUUGUCCCCUGUAGCGCCAUCACCGGCGAGAAUCUGGAGAAAGGGCUGGACUGGGUGGUUCAAGAUGCAAAGGACCGACUCUUUCUGUAUUGA
This is a messenger RNA of Capronia coronata CBS 617.96, 546 nucleotides long. Its product is annotated as ADP-ribosylation factor-like protein 2. The coding region runs from base 1 to 546 and encodes 181 amino acids. The record is from RefSeq and is a predicted model, not a curated record. Gene Ontology annotation, molecular function: GTP binding; GTPase activity. Gene Ontology annotation, biological process: protein folding. The transcript is spliced from 4 exons. Lineage: Eukaryota; Fungi; Ascomycota; Eurotiomycetes; Chaetothyriales; Herpotrichiellaceae. Gene Ontology annotation, cellular component: microtubule cytoskeleton; cytoplasm.